ACUUGAAUCUUGUGUGAAUUUUAUUGGUUAAUUACUUGCUAUUGUUGUUUUGAUAUUUCUUUAUCUAUUUAUGUGAAGAAUUUUGGAAAUUUCAUGAUAAAGCAAAAAUUCUCUCUCCCCAUCCCUCCACUCCUUGAAGGGCUUUUCCUUCAAGCCAAACAAACUUGUCUGCACGACAUUUAUUCGAUUGCAUAAACUACCUGUUUGACUAGGGUCUCAUCGUUGCCAAUUUAAAGCACCUGGUGCGGGAUGUACUUCGGUUGACAUAUGUUUGCCCAAUUGUAAAAGUUGUCUGGGGCGUUUUCCUCACGUAACAUCAAUAUGUGUCUUAUCAAGCAAUACAUGCAUUUGCACUGGUUGGAAAGGUGAACUUAUGGAAUCAGAGACCAAGGUAAGAGAUUCCAUCAUUUCUUGAAUAACUUGCAGCUUUCAGUCUACACCUUGUAUAAUUAUUUUAGUUAGCCAAUGGACCAAAAAUUUUCUUUGUUCUUGGCAGGCAGAUAUCAACAAUAGUCGCAAAUUUGACAAUGGCUUCAGAGAGAUUGCAUGUGAACAGAUUCUAAAAACUGAUGAGAUGGUGCGGCUCAUUGAAGCCGGUAUGUGUAAGUCAAAGAGCCACCAUUUCCGUGGAGGGCAUCUUAACAGCCACAAGUGUUAUCUGGUUUGCAGGAAUGAAAGGUUCUCUGGUGGCAGAUGCCGUGGUUUCGGGUGUCGCUGCUUGUGCAACAAGCUUUAUUAAUUGGCAGUUAAAGACGAGCUUCUACAUGCAUUCGUUUGUGAAUAAAAAUCUAUACUUCGGCCGUCAACGUAUGUAGCUGAAGUGUUUUUGCCCUCUGAGUUUUUGGCCUUUGACCAAAGUUUAUGAAAUUCUGACUGUUACGUUCAAUUUUCGUCUUUUGUUGAUUGGACAUUUUAGUGCUUCAACUUAAAUUUGUUAGAAAACCAACUUACACACACACAUAUAUAGGGAGUGUGUAUAUAACGGUAUUGACUCCUAAUAAAAAUUGAAGCACUACAUUCUAAUUGGUACCGUUUCUUCUAAAAUUAAUCCCUAAUGUCCAC
Rubroshorea leprosula is the source of this 1062-nucleotide messenger RNA. The record is from the annotation of a GenBank genome assembly. NCBI's taxonomy places the organism in Eukaryota, Viridiplantae, Streptophyta, Magnoliopsida, Malvales, Dipterocarpaceae.